Molecule: messenger RNA, 1090 nt
Organism: Triticum dicoccoides
Lineage: Eukaryota; Viridiplantae; Streptophyta; Magnoliopsida; Poales; Poaceae
Exons: 3
Coding region: 113-760 (215 amino acids)
Source: RefSeq, a predicted model, not a curated record
CUAGCCGCCGCACGAGGGAAGAGAUGAGGGACAGCACGUUGCUCCCAGACGUCUCCGCCGCCGGCCUCUCUACACUCCGCUCCACAGUCCCCACCUCCUCUGGUCCUCCCGUAUGGCCGCUCCUCCGCGACGACACCAACCGUCCAGAAGCGGAGUCGCCGCCUCGACCCGGGGUCCCCCCGUCCCCGUCGUGCUCGGCGCCACGCCCAUCCCGAGGCACCACCCGCUCGUUGUCGGCUCGCCCGAGCCUGCCAAGAAGUCCGCCGUGCCGCGGAGGGGCUCCUGGGCCGAGAAGCAUAGCGGCGCCGGCUAUGCCGGGGUGAUUGCAUCACCCAAGGUUGUCAGGCCCAUCGCGCUCAACUUCGAGGAGAGGACGCCCGUCAAGGAGCGGCCCUCGCCAGCGCAGAGCUCGGCGUCGAGGAGAGGUCCAUCGCCGCUGAUGAAUAUCGCGAGCGAGCGAGCCAGCGGCCGUGCGUGCAUCGGGAAUUCGGGACACGCAGCAAGGAGGAUGAUCUACUACCCUACGGAAGGGAAGGAAGAGGCCGCCGGCGAGCGAGGCACGGCCACGGCGUUGGACUCACCGGGGACGUCUGCUCCUCCCGAGCUCUCCUUUUUGUCCAUUUUUGUUCACUACUACCUGAAGGAAACUGUACUGGAUAGCAGCAGUAGAAACUGUACUAUGGAAGGGAGGGUGAGCGAUUCUGGGAAAUUCCAUGUGGCCUUGAAAGGCCGGAAUGACAUACUGAUUGUAGUGCAAUGAGCGGGCAUUAUUUAGGCCAAGUGUUUAAUAUUCAAUAUUUUAUCUUUCCACAUCACGCGAAUGAGCUCGCGCAAAGCCGAGUAGCGAAUCCUGAGAGUGAGGUCAAAUGCUGGAUGCAUAUGGGUUUUGUCAACGACAAUGGCCAAAAGGCGGCAAAAGUAGACAAAAACUUCUUCACUAUCAAAGAUGUAAGGGGGGUGAAUCUCUUAUUUUUUGUUGGCAUACUUGCAGUUAAACUAUAUAUCAUUUUUUUGUAGUCGAACUUGGUCAUCUUAUUGUUGUCGCUGUAGAUUAUUGUUCUGUACCAUCCCAUGGCUGUAAGGCUAAUCC